AUGGAGAAUAGGAAAGAAACGACGAUUGAGGAAAGAAAACUGGCCGUUAAUCUGUCUAAUCAAGGCAAAUCUUUGAGAAAAAUAGGAGAAAUACUUGGAAGAAUCAUUCAAAAAUUUAGAAAGGAUGGUACGCUGGAAAACCAAGCAGAGAGAGGCAGGAAGAAAAUUCUCAGUUCAGCAGCAGAGAGGAGAAUUGUACACAAGGUAAGGAUUGAUCCUACAAUAAGUGCUCCAAAAAUUGCUGCAAGUACUUCGGAAACUGUGGGUAAAUCUGUUUCUGCAGAAACAGUGCGCAGAAUCCUCAGAAGGGCUGGUUAUAAUGGCAGAAAAGCUCUCAAAAAGCUCUUCAUUAGUAAAAUAAAUAGAGCUAAGAGAUUAAAAUUUGCUAAAGAGCACAUUCUAAAGCCUAAAGAGUUCUGGAAUGAAGUUUUUUCAGCGAUGAGAGUAAAUUUAAUGUUUUUGGCAGUGACGGUCAUCGUAUGGUGUGGUGCAAGAAAAAUUCAGCUUUAG
Stegodyphus dumicola is the source of this 510-nucleotide messenger RNA. RefSeq lists its product as uncharacterized. The record is from RefSeq and is a predicted model, not a curated record. Lineage: Eukaryota; Metazoa; Arthropoda; Arachnida; Araneae; Eresidae.